Eruca vesicaria subsp. sativa (arugula) is the source of this 477-nucleotide messenger RNA. Lineage: Eukaryota; Viridiplantae; Streptophyta; Magnoliopsida; Brassicales; Brassicaceae. The record is from the annotation of a GenBank genome assembly.
AUGUCAAUUUAUCUGAAGAGUAUAAGCGAUAACGGAGAUUCAUGGCCAGAAAAAUUCAUCGAAGACACAGACGUGUUCAACAAGAAUCCAAGCGAGAUGUUCGAGUUUGAGAACCCUACCUUCGUCUUCGUUUACCCUAGAACAGAAGCCUGUGGUAAAACCGAUGGAUGCGACUCUGGUUCGUGGAGGAUCAUCAUCGUUAAUGAUAAAAUUAUCAAGAACGAGGAUACUGGGAAGUUUCUAGGGUUCAAGAAGAUUCUCAAGUCCUGCUUACAGACGAAACCAAGAGAGUACAAGAGAACAUGGGUGAUGGAGGAGUACAGGCUUCCAAGUAAAUGGAACCCUAAACAAGAUCACGUGGUUUGCAAGAUUCAGCUUUUGUUCCAAACCGAGAUCAGACAUUUUGAUAUUGAGAAGGGAGAAGAAGUGUUGCGAACUUGGAUUAUGGAAGGUAUAGACUUGUGGAAGAAGCAAUGA